Molecule: messenger RNA, 1357 nt
Organism: Cicer arietinum (chickpea)
Lineage: Eukaryota; Viridiplantae; Streptophyta; Magnoliopsida; Fabales; Fabaceae
Product: chitinase-like protein 1
Biological process (GO): chitin catabolic process; cell wall macromolecule catabolic process; carbohydrate metabolic process
Molecular function (GO): chitinase activity
Source: RefSeq, a predicted model, not a curated record
UCCCCACACAUUCCACAUACACCCCAUCAUCCACCGUUCAUCACCCCCUCACCACAUUAAAAAAUCUCACUUAACUAACCUCUCACAUUACUCAUUCUCUCUCUCUCUCUGAUUCCACAUCACAGACCCAAAAUGGCAAACCAAAACGCCAUCGUUUUACUCCUCGCUUUCGUUAUUCUCCUCACCGACGUAGCAACAACCGUUCAAGGCGAUUCAACAAAAAAGACGCUAGUCAAAUACAAACACGGAAAAAAAUACUGUGAUCAAGGAUGGGAAUGUCAAGGUUGGUCGAUUUACUGUUGUAAUUUAACCAUAACUGAUUAUUUUCAAACGUAUCAGUUUGAGAAUCUGUUUUCAAUGAGAAACUCGCCGGUUGCACAUGCCGUUGGGUUUUGGGAUUAUCAUUCUUUUAUUGCUGCUGCUUCGAUUUUCGAGCCGCAGGGUUUUGGUACCACUGGGAAGAAUAAGACUUUUCAGAUGAUGGAAAUUGCUGCUUUCCUUGGACAUGUUGGCAGCAAAACCUCUUGUGGAUAUGGAGUGGCAACUGGAGGACCUUUAGCCUGGGGUCUUUGUUACAAUCAUGAAAUGAGUCCUAGUCAGACAUAUUGUGACGACUAUUACAAAUUGACAUACCCCUGCACUCCCGGUGCUGAAUACUACGGACGUGGAGCCAUUCCUAUUUACUGGAACUACAAUUAUGGAGCUGCAGGAGAGGCUUUGAAGGUGAAUCUACUUGACCAUCCAGAAUACAUAGAGCAGAAUGCAACCCUAGCUUUCCAAGCCGCAAUGUGGAGAUGGAUGAACCCAAUCAAAAAAUCACAACCCUCUGCCCACGAUAUCUUCGUUGGCAACUGGAAGCCUACCAAGAACGACACAAUGGAGAAACGGGUUCCUGGUUUUGGCUCUACAAUGAAUGUUCUCUACGGUGAUAGUGUUUGCGGACAGGGUGAUGUUGACGCGAUGAACAAUAUCGUUUCUCAUUACCUUUAUUAUCUCGACCUUCUUGGUGUCGGCCGUGAACAAGCUGGACCCCAUGAGUUCCUCACAUGCGGUGAGCAGGUUCCUUUCAACCCAUCCUCCAAAUCUGCAUCGUCUUGAAUUAGAUCAUGUUUAUCAGCAUAUGAUAUUGUUGUGCCUAUACCUUUGAAAAUGGUAAGAUAAUAAGUGUUCUUAAAGUUAUUGGCAAUGCAAUAAUUUUGAACUCUGUGGCAGUGUGCGAAUUCUUUAUAUAGUUUUUUGUUUGUUGUUGUGUAGAAGUAUAAGUCAUUUGUAAUAUUACACUUUGUGAAAAAUCUGUAUCUGGUAUAUAAUUACUUAUGAACGUUUUUUGUUAUUAUAUACAUUCCUUGGUUGCAGA